Ruditapes philippinarum (Manila clam) is the source of this 957-nucleotide messenger RNA. Its product is annotated as retinoic acid receptor alpha-like. Gene Ontology annotation, biological process: regulation of transcription by RNA polymerase II. Gene Ontology annotation, cellular component: nucleus. The transcript is spliced from 6 exons. The record is from RefSeq and is a predicted model, not a curated record. The annotation marks the transcript as partial. Lineage: Eukaryota; Metazoa; Mollusca; Bivalvia; Venerida; Veneridae. Gene Ontology annotation, molecular function: zinc ion binding; RNA polymerase II cis-regulatory region sequence-specific DNA binding; nuclear receptor activity.
AUGUAGUGCACACUUAAUUAUAAAAGUAGUUCAAAUGCUUACAAUACACCCCUUCACACGUGUAUGUACAACCUUGUCAUACUGAUCUAAUUGUUAGACGAAAUAAAAUACUUUAAAUUUGGAACUAUGUCUGAAGUUUCAUCAGCGAUUUAUCUGUGUCGAGUUUGCGGCGACAGAGCUUCCGGUGUACAUUAUGGCGUUCUUUGCUGCGAGGGAUGUAAGGGUUUUUACUUCCGGACGAUCCGUGGAAAUAAGCGGUACACCCCGUGCCAAUCGCCAAGCCUUUGCCUCAUACUGCGUCUCAAUAGAAGCGGAUGUAAAUUCUGUCGUAUGCAGCGAUGCCUACAGUUGGGAAUGUCUUAUGAAGCCGUAAAAAUGGGCAGACGACCAAAGAUUGCACAAAGGACAAUAAAACCUACCCUGGUGACAAAGGCGACGAUACAGGAUGAUUUUGUUAUUGAUAUUUAUGCUGCGUUCACCGCCGCUUGUAAGACUUUAUUCACAGAUAAUCAUACCAUCAGUGAUAAAAGUAAAUUGGGAAAAGGUGUUGUUUAUGUACAAAAGGGAAUAAUGUUUGCCUCGGCAUUAGCAAAACAGCUGACUCUGUUUAAAUCUCUCCGCAGUGAAACUCAACUUAAUCAAAUAAAAACUUCCGUCAUUGAAAUCUCAAUUGUGCUAGAAGCAAUUCAACUUGACAAUGGAAACUCUCAGGACAUCGACAUAUUGAUGAAUGAUGAUUCCGUAAUAGGAAAUAUAUCCCAAAGGGGACGGACAUUAGUGAACAAGCUAAUUGCAUUAGAACUUACUCAAUCAGAGAUUUCCCUUUUGGUAGCUUUGGUAUUAUUUUGUUCAGAGCGCAACUUGGCUGACUCAGAAGAUUACAAGAAACUCCAGCAUGUAGAAGAAUCCAUUUUAACAGCUUUAACGUAUCAGCUAAUUUUAAAUCAUAUUCAUCCU